Molecule: messenger RNA, 1678 nt
Organism: Leopardus geoffroyi (Geoffroy's cat)
Lineage: Eukaryota; Metazoa; Chordata; Mammalia; Carnivora; Felidae
Gene: MARCO
Product: macrophage receptor with collagenous structure
Exons: 16
Coding region: 173-1540 (455 amino acids)
Biological process (GO): endocytosis
Cellular component (GO): intracellular anatomical structure; plasma membrane
Molecular function (GO): G protein-coupled receptor binding
Source: RefSeq, a predicted model, not a curated record
GUAGUUAAAUAGGAACAAUCUUUCCCCCAAGUGGUUCCUCUUGAGGGGAACAUUUCUGCUGGCUCCAGGACUUUUUGGCCAUCUAUAAAGCUUCACAAUGGAAAAUUAAGAAAUUCUCAAGGAGGACGAGUUCUUGGCUCGCACUGGAGAAAGAGAAACUAUCAACCCAACCAUGUUCCCUGCUAUGGAGACCUUUGAAAUCAACGAUCCGAAGUCCAGGAAGAGAAAGGCGGUUAACUGCUUCACGGUCAUGGUGGCCAUCUACCUGGUUCUCCUCACCGCAGGUGCCGGGCUGCUGGUGGUAAAAGUUCUGAAUCUUCAGGAGCGGCUCUGGGCCCUGGAGAUGCACUUCACCAAUGGAUCGCUGGCCGCCGAGGACAGCUCAUCCUUCUCUCUGCCCCAGUCAAUGCCCAUCCCGUACCUCCUGCAAGUCUUACAGGCCCAGAUCACCCAGGUCCACACCAGGCAGGAGCAUCUGCUGCGGAAGGUGGACAACUUCACUCGAAACCCAGAGCUAUUCGGGAUCAAAGGGGGACGAGGCGCUCCAGGCCUCCCGGGACUCCAAGGCCCGCCUGGAAUCAAGGGAGAGGCAGGUCUCCAAGGACCCAGCGGCGCUCCAGGGAAACAAGGAGCCCCUGGCACCCCAGGACGGCAAGGAGAGAAGGGCAGCAAAGGUGAUGGGGGACUCGUUGGCCUGAAAGGCGAACCUGGGGCUAAAGGAGACAAAGGAGACCUGGGCCUCCCAGGAAGCAAGGGAGACAUGGGCAUGAAAGGAGAUACAGGGGUCAUGGGGCCCCCCGGAGCCCAGGGGAGCAAAGGUGACUCAGGGAAGCCAGGCCCCCCAGGUGCGGCUGGAUCUCCUGGAAUGAAAGGAGACCAAGGGCAACCUGGAGCGCAGGGUCUUCCCGGCUCUCCGGGCGCAGCGGGAUCCCCAGGUGCCAAGGGUGAGCCCGGCAGCGCUGGGCCCCCCGGACUGACAGGACCACCAGGGAUACCCGGGACGCCAGGAGCCGACGGCAUGAAGGGAAGCAAGGGGGACUCAGGACUUCAAGGACAGAAAGGAACAAAAGGAGAAUCAGGAUUUCCAGGCCCUGCAGGCAUGAAGGGAAGCCAGGGAAGCCCAGGCCUGGCAGGCCUCAAGGGUGCGCCGGGACUAAAAGGCCAAAAGGGAGAGCCAGGAGCGAAAGGAUCCUCUGGACAGCAAGGAAUACAGGGACAAAAAGGUGAAAAAGGUGAAUCCCUGGUGUCCGUCAGGAUUAUCGGCACUAGCAGCCGAGGCCGGGCUGAAGUUUACUAUAACGGCAUCUGGGGGACAAUUUGUGACGACGACUGGGACCAUUCAGAUGCCACUGUCUUCUGCCGCAUGCUGGGCUACUCCAGGGGAACGGCCCUUGUCAAUGUGACACCUGGCACUGGGCAGAUCUGGCUGGAUAACGUUGCAUGUCAAGGGACAGAAGGGACCCUGUGGAAUUGCAACAAGAAUAGCUGGGGCUCUCACAACUGCAACCACAACGAGGAUGCAGGCGUGGAAUGCAGCUGACCCCCCACAGCCCCUCCACUUCCGCUCCCAAAGUGUUUGCAGGCAUGGACACUCAGCUCACCUGGGGGAGGGCCACUGCUCUCCGAGGGGUCCCUCUGGGGUGGGGUCACUAAUAAAGCUCAAAGCACUAGCUGGUAA